Messenger RNA from Knipowitschia caucasica, 1086 nucleotides. The record is from the annotation of a GenBank genome assembly. NCBI's taxonomy places the organism in Eukaryota, Metazoa, Chordata, Actinopteri, Gobiiformes, Gobiidae.
AUGGACGACACGGACAGCGAGGACGAGCUCCCCCCGGGCUGGGAGGAAAGGUCCACUAAAGAUGGAUGGGUCUACUAUGCCAAUCAUGAUGAUAUGAAGACCCAAUGGGAGCAUCCCAAGACUGGAAAGAAAAAGCGUUGUGCUGGAGAUCUACCCUAUGGCUGGGAGCAGGAAACUGACGAAAAGGGGCAGGUCAUUUAUGUGGAUCAUAUCAACAAGAGGAGGACGUACUUUGACCCGCGGCAGGCCUUCACGGUGGAGGACGUUGUGGUGAAGCCCAAACGAUAUGAUGGGAACACUGCAGCUCUCGAGAUCCUACAGGGACGGGACCUCUCUGACAGAGUGGUUCUCAUCACUGGAGGCAACUCUGGCAUCGGCUUUGAGACGGCCAGGUCCUUGGCACUGCAUGGGGCCCAUGUGAUCCUGGCGUGUCGAAACCUGACGCGGGGAAACAAGGCAGCCAGCCUCAUACAGGACGAGUGGCACAAAGCCCGAGUGGAGGCCAUGAUGUGUGACCUGGCUUCGCUGCGCAGUGUCCGGGAGUUUGCAGAGGCGUUCAAGGCCAAGAAACUGCCCCUGCACAUCCUGGUGUGUAAUGCAGCCGUGUGCAGCCAGCCCUGGAGUCUGACUGAAGAUGGUGUGGAGAGCACCUUCCAGAUCUGCCACCUGGGACACUUCCUCCUGGUGCAGUGCUUGGAGGACCUGCUGCGGCUCUCUGCUCCAGCCCGAGUGGUGGUCGUGUCCUCGGAGUCACACAGGUUUACCGACCUGAAUGACUCCUGCGGUAAAGUCGACCUCGCACUUCUCUCGCCGCCCCAGAAGAGCUACUGGUCCAUGCUGGCCUACAACCGAGCCAAACUGUGCAACAUCCUAUUCAGCAACGAGCUCCACCGCCGCCUGUCCCCCCACGGAGUCACCAGUAACGUCGUGCACCCGGGGAACAUGAUGUACACGGCCAUCCACCGCAGCUGGUGGCUCAUGACCUUCCUCUUCACUCUGGCCCGGCCCUUCACCAAGUCUAUGGUAAGUGGACACUCAGCCUGCGUGGGUUUAGAGAUGGAACUCUUGUGUUGCUAUGGAUGUUAG